CCCUUGCUUGCAUCCAACUCCAUUAAUUAUAAAGUAACGGAAGUAGUUAAGCAUUGUUUGAGUAUGUAAUUAUUUUUCAUUGAUGCACUUGUUCCUAAACAUAGUGGGGGCGGAACUCGCCUACCACUCUUCUUAACCACCACACCGUACUCAGUAAGUUUGUGUCGUGCGUUAAGUCGCGAACGCUUGCGUGCGCGCAUCUUUUGAAUUUUUAUGCGAUUAUUUCUUAACUGAACAAAGUGAACAUGUGAUUUACGAAAAAAUGUUACUUUUAUGGCUUUUUCUGGUCAUCGCCAUCGGAAGGACUUGUGCGAAUUUCGACCACCAAGUGGAGUAUCAGUGCAUUCAACAUUGCCCUCUCCAGAAUCGGACGGAUGCAGGCCAUUAUGACUACGCUUGUGAUUACGGAUGUAACAUCAACCAGUGCAACAAAGGCUGCAAAUUGUGGCGGAGAGCUUUGAACUCGUCGUGCCCCAAAGUCUGCAACGGUCCCAUGGACCGACUCACCCCUAAAGCCCUCUACUGCGUAAUGGGAUGCAACGACGCAAUGACUAAAUAUUUCAAUCAAUUGAAAUCGAAACUGUUAACUCCUCCGGCCCCAGCUUUGGUCGCAGACACCCUCAGCGCGACUUCUCUAAGACUUGAAUGGAACUUCCCUGAGGCUAAGAGAGUCGGUCUGACUUACCACGUCCAGUGGAAAUACGAAGAAUUAACAGCCACGUGGCACUACUGCCGAAAUGUCACGUGGUUUGAUAACGAUACAGUCCUAAUUGAAAAUUUACAACCCUACACAAAAUAUAGAUUUCGUAUUGUUUUGAUUUUGGGGCACCAAGAGAACCAAAUAGUGUCAAAUCCCAGUGUCGUCAUAAGUACCCUAGCUUCAGGAAUCCCUGUUUCACCACCAAGUAGUGUACGAGUGGCUCCCAUUGAUUCCACACGUAUAAGUGUGAGCUGGGAACCUGGCCCUUUCCCGCACGGUCCCCUCCUUUCCUAUGUGCUCCAAAUCACUGAUAAUCAUCCAGAUGCUGAAGUACCACCGGAAGUCAAGGAUAUACCGGCCGAAAAUAACUUCUACAUGUUUAGAAAUUUACGUCCAGCUCGUAAUUACACAAUUUCAAUCAAAAUGCGAAAUGGAGUCGGUUCAGGUCCUUCUGCUAAAGUCACAGUUUCAACACCAUCCGAAUCUUUAGUAAAAGAUACACAACAACCAGUUUUAAUUCUUGGAACUGAACAUGGAGUCGUAGAGGAGGGAACUGAUAUCCUUGACGAACCUGCCAUAUUAUACAGUACCAAAUUAACUAUAAAAGGAAUCGGAAUACACAUAAGCAAAAAGCUCAUUUUUAUAUCAGAUUCUGAUGGAAAUAUUAUCAAAAUGCCGUUAUCUAGAAAUAAUACGAAUUAUAAAACAUAUAAUUUGCCGCAUUUUCGUAUCAACCAGACAAACUUCAUGCCUUUAGACCUAUCCAUUGAUUGGUUAAACGAUCAAUUGUAUAUUUUGGGUGAAACUAAAAAUGUUAACCCAACAAAGUGGUUGAUUGCAAGAUGUGAUUUGGAUGGUGGAAGGCUUACCACAGCAGUAGCAGGAUUGACAACACAACCAUACAACAUUGAAGUAGAUCCAUACAAUGGGUACCUUUUUCUGGGCAUUAAUGGUACCGGUCUUUAUCGAUUGGACCUUUACGAUAUUAGUAACGGAAUAAAACAUGAUGUACAACCUGUACUUAUCCUCAACGAAAAGAAAUUAAAUAUGAGUGCUUUCACUGUGGAUCAUACGAAUUUUCGACUUUUUGUUUCAAAUGAACGCGAAAAAACCAUCAAUACUGUCUCCUUGGAUGGGAAAGAAAUAGUCAACGUGCGACCAAACGUAAUCAAAUCGAAACUAGAAAAUGUUGUGUCUUUAGCCACUGCCAAUAAAAAAUUCUAUUGGACAAACGGAGACGACAUUUUUUAUGAAGAGUACCACAAUUCCGUCUACUUCCACAACUCAUAUCCUGACUUAUCUUUGUCCACCAAAUCAUACAAAAAAGUUAUAAUCAAUUUGCAAAGUUCGCAACCUAUUCCUAGUCCUGUAAACCCCCCAACUAAUGUCCAAGCAAUCUUUGGAAGUAACAUAGCGAAAACAACAUGGCAGCCUCCUCAUCUUUUGGGUAUUCAAGGCAAGGGUGCGUGGCAGAACUGGUUGUAUGAAAUCGAAAUAAAAGAAGUUGGUUCACAAAAAUUCAUCUCGCAUAAAAAUAUCAAUACCACGUCUUACAAAAUAUCAGGUUUGAGGGAAAACACGGAGUAUGUUAUCAAAGCUGCGGCUUACACCAAGUCGGGAAAAGGGCCCUGGUCGUCCGAAUUCCGCGGAUUCACCUUGAGUCGAUCGAAAAAUCCGAUGAUUUAUUGGUCGGCUGCUGAAGGCUUGCUCAGGACUGACGCAGCGGGUGAAAAUGUUGAAACGCUAAUUCACAAAAGUAGCACCAAAAACUCGUUUUUUAUCGAUAUGACGUGGUACCAAGACUUGAUUUAUUUGGUCACGAAUGACUCCCAUGUCUAUUGGUAUAAUACCAGGACUCAUAGUCAAGGACAGUUAAUUGGUAUAGAUUCAGUUGGUAGCAUUGCCGUUGACUGGAUCGGGAAAAAACUCUACUGGUCGAACCCCAAACGACAAAUGAUUAUCAGAGGAAAUUUGAAUGGUACCCAACAAGAACCACUUCCCAUCCUCACACUUGCCAAAGAAUUGAACAUAGAUUCAAUUAAGGCUUAUUUGUAUUGGUCCACAGGAUUUGCAGUUCGCUGUGCUCACCUUAACGGAGAGAACUCGAUUGAGUACCAUCCAGUACAAUUAUUUUCAGGAAGACAAGUAAUGGGCUUAACUCUUGACAUCCACAACAAGUUCGUCUAUUGGAUCGUCCGAGGUUUAGAAGGAUCGAAUUUAUUCCGGGCCCCAAUGGCUGGCUAUACACAAAAAAUCACAGUUGAAAAAAUUUCAAGUUUGCAAAAACCCAAUAUGCAAGGACCACUCUGUUACUUCCAUAAACGUCUCUUGUGGCUCCAGGAUAACAAAAAUGCGGCAAUUAGUGACCUCCAAGGGAAAAAUAUUGCCACAUUCAGUGGCAAAAGUAUGUCUGACUUAACUCUAGUUUACGUCGUUGAUUCAUCCUUGCAUGUUAUGCCAGAUAUUCCCCAAAUUGUCGUAAUCCCAGAAACGGUUGAUAAAAAUUCUGUGCGAAUUGUCGGUUCUUUAAAUUCGUUCAAUGUGACUUGGAAUCCAGUCAAGAAUGUCAACUAUGGGCAGGUCUUUUACGAGGUCAGCAUUGACAGUCUUUCACGAAACGAUUCUGCAAUCAUUACAAAUUUAACUUCGGUCAAAUAUUGGCAACAAGUGGCCCCUUUUACGAAACUCCAAGUCGCAAUCCGGGCCUUCACAUAUUGGGGUACCUCACCACAAAUCCGUGCUAAGGUAUAUUCUCCUGCUUCGACUCCUACAGUUCCGAGAAAUCUCCGUGCAUAUGUAACCCAUCACAACAGUGGUACCAAUGUCACUAUAACAGUUCGCUGGGACGCUCCUAUGUUCCCAAAUGGAGUUCUCAAAGGUUACAAAAUACACUGUUGGUAUUUAGAUCACUCUCAACGAAGAGAUGUUUGUCAAGACUUGGUUAAAAAACCAGAAGAAUUUCAAAUUGAUUUCAAACCACCACAAGACCAAAUCUACUAUUUCAACGUUCAAGCUUUCAGUGAGAUGGGCGAUGGUGACUUAUCUGACCCAAUCCAGGUAAACUCUAGUGAAGAAUUGCCUCUACCACGUCUCUUGGUGGCUUCAGAAGAUUCGAUUUUUAUCCAAGAUAUUGAUUCGGACUGCAACGAAUCACUUUUACAUGGAAUUGUCACGCCGACCGAAAUUGGCUAUUUGAUUAAGGAAUCAAAAUUGUUUUGGAUCGACCAGUUGCAAAAUCUCAUGAUGUUUGAUAUGCUAAAAUCAAAUAAAACAAAAAUUACUAGUCUGAAAAAUAAUGUCACUGGUUUGACUGUUGAUUGGUUGGAGCGAAGUAUUUAUUACGCCCAGAGUGAGAACUGGGAUUCCGGUUCGAGUGUCUUUAAACUCAAUUUAAACUACGUCGAUCGUGGGAUUAUUAAAAUGAGCAAAAUUUUUUUCACUCCUGCAAGUAUCAGUAAAAUUGAGGUAUCUCCUUAUACGAAAAUGCUCUACUGGGUGGAAAAAUCCAAACUGAUGGUUUGCAACACUGAUGGUAGUGAUAGAAGAGAGUUUUUUAAUAAAGACAAGUACACCAAACGGUCUAUACUUGAUGAAAGUUGCAAUUGUCCAGUUGAUGUCAAUAUAGAGAAAACAUAUACUUUGGAUCACUCGACCGAAACUAAACCAUUGUUAGUUUUUAUAGAUUCUGACACACAUAAUGUUGUUUCUGCUGACAAAAAUGGUUGUUCGUGUAGUGUCAUUGCAAAUAAUUCACUCGGUGUAACCCUUCCUCUUGAUCGGCUAAAAUCAGAUUUUGGUACUUUGUACUGGACAAAUUCCCGCUUGCUUCACGCAUUAAGGAAGAAAGAAGCUAAUUUAGUCACAAAGGAAGUAAAUGGGCACGAUAUACUCAUUUUUGGGCCACAUAUGCAACCCUUCCCCCCCGCCGAGUGUCUUAGACCACAACAAUACGCUGACAUUAGAGUGACUCUAAAAGAAAAAACCUCAACUUCUUUGACUUUGCUUAUGCCAGAAGUUGGUCAAAUCUGUGUUGACACUUCGAUGCCUACGAUUGAGUACCGAAUUUAUUAUACGGAAAAGGUCGACGACAAUACUUCAUGUGACUUCACUUGUAAUUUUUCCUCAACUUUUGAUAAAGAAUUUAGAAUCAAAAAUUUGAAACCUUUUACACACUAUGUGGUUGCAGUCACUGUUAGUAACUACUACACUAAGGAUGAUGAAGUCGUUCUUGGAGCUUCUACAGUGUUUCAAACUGCAAUAGGAGCACCUUCACCUCCACAAAAUGUCACAGUUAAAGUCCUCAAUCCUACAAUGGCUCAAGUCUCAUGGUCACCACCCCAAUACCUUAAUGGGGUAACAGUCCACUACGAAAUCUACUGUCAGACUGAAAGAACCCUUUCUGGGGUCCGGCAAAAAGAACAAUCAAAUGUUGAACAACAAUUUACUCCAAACUCGACUCACUUUCUUACAAUUAUUCUCAACAAACUUUCCUCUAAUGAGACAUACACGAUUUGGGUUAAAGCCUAUAGUGAGACAAAUGAAACUUCCAGUGACAGUGAAAAAGUGCAAAUAAAUACGUAUCCAGAACCCAGUGAUUUAAUUCUAGUAAACCGAACUGCGUACAUGUUGGUUGUGACAUGGGAAGUGUGUGCAAAUAUUGAUCACUAUAACGUCCAAUUUUCUCCUGUCACUUCCAACGAGUGGAAAAAUAUGACCCAAGUUAGUGAUGGCAUUUUCGCAAGUGAAGAAAACUUGAAACCAAAGACUGAGUACAAAUUCCGGUUGUCUCUCUUUUAUUACAAUUAUCCUGAAGAAUAUGUUUGGCCACAAGAUUCUCGUUUUAUUUACGAAACCCUUGGAGACAAACCCUCCCCUCCAGGAACCCCCAAAAUCCAAUACGUCAAACCAAACAUCUACAAAGUUUGGUGGGAGGAAGCCAAAGAUAACGGAGCACCGAUCGAAUUGUACAAACUCGAAGGUUUGGAACUUCCGAAUUAUCGUACGAAAAGAAGUACCAAUCGUACUGCUUUCUUCUACACAGCACCUUCAAUCGAAGAAGAAGAGAGGGAAUGGCAACAGUUCUAUAACGGGACUGAAACUUCUUGGAUAAUCAACGGCUUAAGCGAAAAAUACAAGUACGAAUUUAGAGUUUCGGCUUUAAAUGCGUAUGGAUGGAGCGACCCGAGUGAUUCUAGCACGGCUUUUGACUUGAACGAAGCUGCCAGAAUGGCCGAAAAGCAAAGUCCGAUGACUCUGAUUGCUAUUGCAACCUUUAUCCCAGUUUCAGUCUUUUUGAUCAUCUUGCUGUGUCUUGUGUGUCGAAAAUAUGGAAAGCCGAAAAAAGUCCAAGUCGUGUCAAUACCCCGGGGACCUGACGUCGAGUUAGCAACACUGAGGGAACUCCCCCGGAGAGGUGUACACAACACUAAUGUUUUGUACGUGUCUACCCAACCCACAAGUGAAGAAAUGAUCCUUUUGCCACACAUUCGGAGGGAUCAAAUUACUUUGAUGAAGUUUUUGGGGAGUGGCGCUUUUGGUGAAGUUUUUGAAGGAAAAGCCAGAGGGAUUCCUAAUAGUUCAGGGGAUACUAAAGUGGCAGUUAAGACUUUGAGAAAAUGUGCCUCCGAUCAAGAGAAAGCCGAGUUUUUGCAAGAAGCGCAACUUAUGAGUAACUUCAAACACGAACACAUUUUGCAGCUUUUGGGAGUUUGCUUGGAUAAUGACCCCCAUUUUAUUAUCAUGGAGUUGAUGCAAGGAGGCGACUUGUUGACUUAUUUGCGUUCCUCGAGAAACCCUAAUACUGAUACUCCUUCAUUGUCUUUGAUCGAACUCUUAAAAAUGUGCGUGGAUGUUGCCAAAGGUUGUCGAUACCUCGAAGAAAUGCAUUUCGUCCAUAGGGACUUGGCUUGCCGCAACUGUUUGGUUUCGUCGAAAGACCCCGAUCGCAUUGUCAAAAUCGGUGAUUUUGGCCUAGCUCGAGACAUCUACAAAAAUGACUACUACAGGAAAGAGGGCGAAGGCCUGCUUCCUGUCCGUUGGAUGGCCCCCGAAUCGCUGGUCGAUGGAGUUUUCACCAGUCAAUCCGACGUUUGGGCUUUUGGGGUUCUUCUGUGGGAAAUAAUGACUUUGGGACAACAACCAUACCCCGCCCGAAAUAAUCUCGAAGUGUUACAUUACGUACGAAGAGGAGGCCGGUUAGGAAAACCCACAGAUUGUCCAGAAGCUUUACACAAUUUAAUGUUAAAGUGUUGGGAAUUUGAAGCUGAGAAGAGACCCACUUUUAAAUACUGUUUAGAUGUCCUCGACAACCUCCACUUGCAAAAUUUGAGGAGCCCCACGACUGGGGCCCACGAAGGGCAAUACAUCAGCACCGUGCAAGAAUAUUUUAUUCAAGGUAUUUCCAAUGAGGCAUAUUUUCGUGAUGAGAACUUUUCAGGUGACAUUGAAGAUGAUGCUAAUAAAGAAAAAACACCAUUUCUGGCAUCGGAAGCCACUUCUGCAAUUCCCAAGUAUCUGGAAUUGUUGUAUGAACCAGACACACCCCCUGCUAAUGACGGCUAUGAAAUACCGAAUCAAAUGCUGCAAAAUGAAAGUACAACAAAACGAAGUUCCUCUAUAGUGUCCAUAUCGAGUAAUGGGAAUGUGCCAGAGAAGAAAAUACAAAAUGCCUCUAUUUGUAAAUAAGAUAUUUAUUUGUUAAGUAUUUAUCUUCGGAAUUGUGUAAAUAAGUCUAAAAGGGCUCAAUUGUGUCAGUAUUUUAAUUUGUUUAAGUGUGAAAUGUGCCUGAGAACAGUAUUUUAAUUGUUACACCAUAAUUCAAGACCAGUUUUUUUUAUAGAUAACUUAAGUAUAAAAUAUGUAAAUAUUUAAAAAAUAGAAAUUAAGUAGUAAUUUAGGCAAUAAAGAAAAAGAUUGUG
Messenger RNA from Tribolium madens (black flour beetle), 7617 nucleotides. RefSeq names its product proto-oncogene tyrosine-protein kinase ROS (gene sev). The record is from RefSeq and is a predicted model, not a curated record. Gene Ontology annotation, cellular component: signaling receptor complex; membrane. Gene Ontology annotation, molecular function: protein binding; transmembrane receptor protein tyrosine kinase activity; ATP binding. The transcript is spliced from 20 exons. Gene Ontology annotation, biological process: cell surface receptor protein tyrosine kinase signaling pathway; protein phosphorylation; positive regulation of kinase activity. NCBI's taxonomy places the organism in Eukaryota, Metazoa, Arthropoda, Insecta, Coleoptera, Tenebrionidae. Bases 263 to 7384 code for a protein of 2373 amino acids.